AUGCUUAAUACUCUCUUUCGACACUUCAUAAUCUCCGCCGUGCUGAUGGCGGUUCUGCUUUUCUCCGCCGCUAACGCCGGAGGAGACGAGUUCAGCUGGAUGCCAGUGAAACCACGGUGCAAUGGAUCCAUAGCAGAUUGCAUUGACGCCGAAGGUGAAUUCGAAAUGGAUUCCGAAAGCAAUCGGCGCAUUCUAGCAACCACCAAGUACAUUAGCUAUGGCGCGCUGCAAGCCAAUAAUAUACCAUGCUCGAGGAGAGCGCGCAGCAUGAUGUUGACGGCAGGUGGUGCCCAAGCUAACCCCUACACCCGGGGGUGCUCCGCCAUCACGCGGUGCCGGAGUUAG
This is a messenger RNA of Fraxinus pennsylvanica, 345 nucleotides long. The record is from the annotation of a GenBank genome assembly. Lineage: Eukaryota; Viridiplantae; Streptophyta; Magnoliopsida; Lamiales; Oleaceae.